Messenger RNA from Penicillium cosmopolitanum, 414 nucleotides. RefSeq lists its product as uncharacterized. The record is from RefSeq and is a predicted model, not a curated record. NCBI's taxonomy places the organism in Eukaryota, Fungi, Ascomycota, Eurotiomycetes, Eurotiales, Aspergillaceae. The transcript has 2 exons. The coding region runs from base 1 to 414 and encodes 137 amino acids.
AUGUUGCGACUUCAAGUUCAAGUUCGGAAUAUAUAUCUCCAUGGAAAUCGAUUACAUCCGCCACCAACACACUGCCAGCGGCAGCUGAGGACUCGGAGGCCAUCAAAUUUCACCUGCCAGUGGUUCUACACCCGAUCUCAAAACUAUGCACAAUCUAGUGGACGGAGUGACGAUAUCAAGGACAAUUCUGUCAAGCGGGCGAAGAAAGGAGACACAAGGGAUCCAGGAGCCGCGGCAGUAGCAUCCGGGUUGGAGGAGAGGAAGGCCAAUGAAUGGAUCGCAGAUGACUCAAAGUCUGGUGCGACAACAGAGAGAGGUGGUAGUAAGCAUGCUGCAAAGGCCAAAAAGGAGCACCCUGCUGCACCAGAGCCCAUAAUCGGAAUGAAUGACGAGCGAGCUCGAAAGGGCGGUUAG